AUGAGUUCAACUAAUUUAAGAAUGGCAUUAAUUACUGGUGGAUCAAGUGGAAUUGGAUAUCAUUUAGCACGAUUAUUUGCUGCUGAUAAAUAUGGAGUUAUUCUUGUUGCACGUACUGAAUCUGAUCUCGAAAAAGUUGCAGAAGAAUUAACAGUAAAAUAUCAUUGUCCACAAGUAAUUACCAUUGCAAAAGAUCUGUCAAAAGUUGGUUCUGCUCAAGAACUUUUUAAAGAAAUAAAAGAACGUUAUAAAUUACCUAUUGAUUAUUUAAUUAAUAAUGCUGGAGUUGGUCUUCGUGGAACUGUUUGGGAAACAGAUAUUCAAAAAGAUAUUGAUAUGAUUCAUUUAAAUAUAACUUCAUUAGUUGAAUUAACAAAACUUGUUUUACCGGAAAUGAUUGAAAGAAAUGAAGGAAAAAUUUUAAUGCUCGGAAGUAUUGCAUCAUUUCAACCAAAUCCAUUAUUAGCUUGUUAUGCUGCUACCAAAGCAUUUAUUGCCAAUUAUACAGAUGCACUCAUCGAAGAAUUGAAACAUACCAAUGUUACUGCAACAUUACUCGUACCAGGAAUUACUGAUACAGAUUUUUUCAAUAAAGCUGAGGCAAGUGAAACAAAAGCAAACAAAACAGAUACUGCUGAUGAUCCAGCAGAUGUUGCUCAACGUGGUUAUGAUGCUCUUAUGAAAGGUGACCAUCGAGUUUAUGGAUCAACAAAAGUUAAAGUGAUGGUUGGUGUUGGUCAUAUCAUUCCAAAUGAACUUAUUACGAAAGCAACAAAGACUUUUAUGAAAGAAGAUAAAUAA
Adineta steineri is the source of this 801-nucleotide messenger RNA. The record is from the annotation of a GenBank genome assembly. Lineage: Eukaryota; Metazoa; Rotifera; Eurotatoria; Adinetida; Adinetidae.